AUGCUGUCCGCCUUUACCGCUCGGCCAAUUGUCGAGCUCAAGCAGCGCGACAAGUCCAAGAUUGAGUCGGUGCUGGCAUAUGGUGACAGACUCCUCGUCGGCCUCAACACCGGCACCCUCCGCAUCUACCGCGUGAACGAGACCAUCACCGAACCCUCCCAAAAUGGCACCACCUCCAACGGCAACCCAACUCCGCAACCCAAACCCCGCGCCGUCGACCUCCUCCGCGAGGAAGAGAAGUUCUCCCGCCGUCCAAUCCAGCAGCUCGCCCGCAUAAAAGAAGCCAACAUCCUCGUCUCGCUCUCCGACUCCUACGUCUCAAUCCACGACCAAGAAACCUACGCGCUGGCCGAGCGCCUCGAGCGCACCCGAGGUGCGACAUGCUUCGCUGUCACCAGCGACGUGGUCACGGACGCCGAGACGGGGAUCCAGAGUCUCGUGAGCCGGCUGGCCGUCGCGGUCAAGCGGAAGAUCAUCCAGUGGAGCUGGACGGACAUGGAGCUGGGCACUGAGGUCAAGGAGGUCAGUCUUAUGGCGACUGUGAAGAGCUUGACGUGGGCGACGGGGACGAAGAUUGUGGCGGGUAUGGAUCCGGGAUACGUGCUUGUGGAUAUUGAGACCCAGAAGAUUACCGACGUCAAUAAGCCUGUUUCUGCGGGUGAGGCUGCGGCGGGGCAGACAGGGACGAGGUUCGGCGCGGUCAAUAGCUCGGGAAUGGGGUAUAUGGGCAUGGGCAGCUGGGUGCCGAAGCCGAUGGCUACGAGAUUAUCGGAGGGCCAGAUGCUGUUGGCGAAAGAUGUUAACACGCUGUUCAUCGAUACGGAUGGGAAUCCGUUGGAUAAGAAACAGGUGCCGUGGAUUGCAGCUCCGGAGGCUGUGGGGUAUUCAUAUCCGUAUCUGCUGGCGUUGUCACCACCGUCCCGAGGGGCGCUGGAGGUGCGAAACCCGGAUACGCUUUCUCUGCUGCAGGCGAUAUCGUUGCCAAACGCGACGCUCCUGCAUGUGCCGCAACCGUACAUCAGUCUUGCGCAUGCUGGGAAGGGCUUUUUAGUGGCAAGCGAUAGGUGCAUCUGGCGGAUGGGUGCUCUGGAAUACGAGGCUCAGAUUGAUGCGCUUGUAUCCAGCAAGCGUUACGAUGAGGCUAUCAGUCUGCUUAAUAUGCUUGAGGAUACGCUACUGAAGGACAAGGUGGGCCGGCUGCGCGAGACUAAGAUGCGAAAGGCGCACGGUUUGUUUGAGCAGCGCAAGUAUCGGGAGGCAAUAGACCUCUUCUCAGAGGCGGAGGCCCCCCCGCAGAGGGUCAUUUCUCUGUAUCCAAGGGUGGUCGCCGGCGAUCUGUCGACUAUUGAAGAGAAGGAGGAUGAAAUCGACGGCGAUAACGAAGAGCCCGCAGGCGGCUCCAGCGUAGCGGAUAGCAAACCUUCGGCGAGUACGCCUAAUCGAUUGCUAUUUGGCAGGCUCAAGGGAGAUCUCAGGCGGGUGGACUCCGAUAUGGCGUCCGUCCGGUCUCUCAGAUUCGACGACGCUGCCAGCCUGUUCGCUGACGGAUUUGCAGAAGGUAGAGAUUUGCUGGUAGCAGUGAACGAGCUGCGGGUCUUCCUUGUGCAAGCACAUGCCCGCCUGCUGAAACUUAUCAACACGGACGGCACUCUCAAAGAGCCUUUGCCACCACCGGAUGAGAGCGGUCAUGAUCUGAAGCCUCCUUUCCACCAUCUAAUCAUCCUACCAGAAAACGCCGAAGACAUUGACUGGCAGAAGAAGCUGUUCGAAGUCGCAGUCAUGGUCGACACAACACUCUUCCGCGCGUACAUGCUAGCUAGCCCAAGCCUAGCAGGUUCUCUUUUCCGGCUUGACAACUUCUGCGACCCUCACGUCGUCGAGGAGAAGCUGUACGAGAGCGGUAGAUAUAACGAGCUCAUCGACUUCCUGCACGGUAAGAAACUGCAUCGGGAGGCGCUGGAGCUGCUCGAGAAGUUUGGCAAGAACGAAGCGAGAGAGGAGGUCAGCCCCGUUCUUCGUGGUCCACAAAGGACAGUCGCAUACCUGCAACAGCUACCGCCAGAGAUGAUCGACCUCAUCUUGGAGUUUGCCGAGUGGCCGCUGCGGACGGAUCCGAAGCUAGGAAUGGAAGUCUUCCUUGCAGACACGGAGAACGCAGAGACUCUGCCGCGGGACAAGGUGCUUCAUUUCCUGGAACAAAUCGAUCCGAAGCUUGCGGUCAGAUACUUGGAGCAUAUCAUCAACGAGCUGAAUGAUCAGAAGUCGGAAUACCACCAGCGUCUGAUAGACAUGUAUCUGGAGAGGCUCAGGGACGAAAACGGGGGAGCCUUCGAAAGCGAUGACGAGAGGAAGCAGUGGCUGGAGCGGUUGAAUAACUUCCUUGAGAGCAGCGCGCAGUACAACCGGGCGAGAGCUUUCAGGCAGCUGCCGAGCGACGAUCCCUCCUUCUACGAAUCCCGCGCCAUCGUCCUCUCCAACAUGGGCCAGCACAAACAAGCGCUCCAGAUCUACGUCUUCCAAAUGGCCGCCUACGACAAAGCCGAAGACUACUGCAACCAGGUCUACCUGUCCUCCGAGGGCAGCAGCGGCGGCGCCCAGAAGCCUUACUCCGCGGACGCGGAGAACGCAGAACAGCACACCAUCUAUCACACCCUCCUCUCGCUCUACCUGUCCCCUCCACCCCCGCACAAGCCUAAUUGGCCGCCUGCGCUCGACCUGCUGAGCCGGCAUGGUGCAAGGCUACCGGCGAGCAGCACCCUUGAUCUUAUUCCGCCGUCUUUGCCGGUGAAGGAAUUAGAGUCGUAUUUCAGGGGCCGUAUACGUAGCGCAAAUAGCGUGAUGAAUCAGGAGCGCAUCGUCAAGGGGCUGGCGGGCGUGGAAAAGGUGAAUGUGGAUGCGGCGCUGUUGCUAGGGGAGGGCGAGGGCAGGAUGGGGCUGGGGAGGAAGGGGGGAAGAAAUAGGAGGGUCGUGGUUGGCGAGGACAGACAUUGCGCGGUUUGUCAUAAGCGGUUUGGCGCGUCUGCUAUUAGGGUCUAUCCGGACAAUGAGGUUGUGCAUUAUGGGUGUUUUGGACGGGCUGGGCAGGCGAAGGGCGGGUCGGGGUGGAGAUGA
Molecule: messenger RNA, 3111 nt
Organism: Coniosporium apollinis CBS 100218
Lineage: Eukaryota; Fungi; Ascomycota; Dothideomycetes
Exons: 4
Coding region: 1-3111 (1036 amino acids)
Biological process (GO): vesicle-mediated transport; autophagy; intracellular protein transport
Cellular component (GO): cytoplasm; fungal-type vacuole membrane
Source: RefSeq, a predicted model, not a curated record